Molecule: messenger RNA, 884 nt
Organism: Lycium barbarum (goji berry)
Lineage: Eukaryota; Viridiplantae; Streptophyta; Magnoliopsida; Solanales; Solanaceae
Exons: 2
Coding region: 167-670 (167 amino acids)
Source: RefSeq, a predicted model, not a curated record
UGUCAAAUAGUAUUUCAUGAUUAAAAAUAGAGAAUUGACGGUCGAGUUUGCAGUGAAAAGCACAAAAAACGACGGCGUUGAUAUCCUAUCUUCUUCUUCGGGAGCUUUGUUGGGACACUGAAACGUGAAAUUCAGUACCUUAACCCACAUCCCAACCAGAACACAAAUGUCGACAAUUUCUUCAACAUUUCUUAGCACAUACAAAUUAUUAUCUAUAGCUUCUCAACCACCUUCUUCUUUUUCAAGAUUCUUUCAUCCAGGUCCUUUACUUUUCCCCAAAUUCCAUUCACGUCCCUAUACUCUUACUUCAUCUUCACCCUCAAGGACAAUUGUGGCAUGUUCAAAAUCUUCAGAAGAAGCAGAAGUAUCUGAGACACUCGAUGAAUGGCUUGAGAAACUACCAGAUAAGAAGAAGCCUUUGUAUUCUCAUAGUUUGCCUUGUAUAGAAGCUUGGUUGAGGAGUUUGGGGUUUUAUCAGAGUAGAGAUGAUAGAGCACUUUGGUUUGUUGAGAACACUGAUUGGCAGGCUCAGUUGUCACUGGAUAUUACUGAACUUUAUAUAAGGUAUCUAAAGAGCGGACCUGGAAAUCUUGAGAAAGAUGUAGAAAGAAGAUUCAGCUAUGCACUGAGUAGGGAAGAUAUUGAAAAUGCCAUACUUGGAGGUCCAUAAGGACAACCAUUUUAUAUGCAUAUGUUAGUUAGCCUCAGCUCUUCCAUCUGAAUCCCAAGCAACUCUAAUGACUAAUGUUUCCCAAAAACUCAUAUAGAUACACAUACAGUGGGAUCUGAAUUCUUUUAGGAGGGAUCUGUAGAGAUAUAUUGUGGGAUUGGAUCAAGUUUAAAGUUUCAUAAUGAUUUAUGGGAAACAUUGUUCACUUUCAUAA